UUACUAUAGACAGAACAACAUAGUGACAUCAUUUAAGCAAAAGAUUAACCAUGUGAUGGAUGACUAAAUUACCAAAGAGGAGUUUUCAUAAUGAGGACAAAGCUUUCGAAUUGCCUACUCGAUAUUGGGGAAAUAUGUAGACUACGAACGGAUCGAAAUGCAUUGCAGGGGUUGUCUCAAGCUGUGGGGGUCAUACGUUCCGCCAGUGUUCUGAGCAAAGGAUGAAGUCAAAGAAGAGCGAGCCAAACCGUGAAUAUUCUACUACGGGUAACCAGCAAACUACAUUGUUAUGAAUGGUCCACACACUAUGCGGUAUUUAAGUAGGCUAUGCUUUGCGGUUUGAUUACUUGGUGGCAUCUUUCAGCCUUUUUAAUGAGUAAAGAUUAUGCUUAGCUGAAUAUGAAAUGCACAUUUUUUCUGGUGCAUUUCUUCCUAAAAAAGCUUGACAUAUGCGAUUUUUUUCUUAAUUUCGUUUAUUUGAGUGAUUGCAGUAUCCGUUAUCUGGACGUACGGGAGUGGAUAUUGGUACAGCAACAUGUUAUAGGAUUUCUGGGUUAUUGACAAAAGCAAGUGGAAUCAUCACGGGCUGCCAUCUGCAGGGACCUCUACUUUUGAAUUGAACGAUGACUGGACCCAACGCCACUAGCACUUGUUCACCUGCAGCUAAGAUGGGGAGGCACCGAUCCAAAAGUACCAGUGGCAGUACGUACUGCAACUCGAGCCCGGGCGCUGAAUCUGCCACCCUUAGCACCCCCAACAACGCUGGACGUUCAUCGGGAGAAGAAGAUGAGAAAGAUGGGGGUGUGCUCUUUUACGUGAACAGAACUGGUUUUCCCAUUGAGGGUGUCACUUGGGAGAGGAUGUGGACUCAUGUAGCCAAAGUACACCCCGAUGGACAAGACAUGGUCAGCAAGAUAAGGAAUGCUGCAUACCUUCCCAAACACCCUGUGCCAUCGGUCCCCAACUUCAAGCCCUCCAUGUCUGUCCCUGCCUGGCUGCUGGCCAUCCAGAACUACAUGAAGACACUGCAAUACAAUCACACAGGAACUCAGUUCUUUGAGAUAAGGAAGACCAGACCAUUGUGUGGGUUGAUGGAGACUGCGAGAGAAAUGAUCAGGGAAUCUCUUCCAAUCAAAUGCCUUGAAGCUGUCAUCCUUGGAAUAUACCUGACCAACGGGCUGACGUCGGUGGAGCGUUUCCCCAUCAGCUUCAAGACCCAGUUCUCAGGGAACCACUUCCACCACGUGGUGCUGGGCGUCUACUGCAACGGACGCUAUGGUACGCUGGGCAUGAGCCGCCGCCAAGACCUCAUGGACAAGGCCUUGACCUUCCGCACGCUCAGCGAGCUGGUGAUGGAGUUCGAGGACUCGUACCGUCGCUACCAGCACACGCUGAAGAAGGUGAAGAUCGGCCUGUACGUGCCCCACGACCCGCACGUCUUCCAGCCCAUUGAGUGGAAGUACCUGGUGCUCAACGCCGCCCGCCUGGGGAGAGAGGACAUGAGGAAGGAGCUGGAGAAACAUGGCCGAGACAUGAGGAUGAAGAUCCUGAAGUCAUCGAGUGCCCAGUCUCCCAUCAAAGAACGGACCAGAGGCAAGUCUCUCUCCCCCCACCGCCGACAGAGCAGCCCCCAAAGACGCCACAUCCACCGGAGAGACAAGUCACCUGCAGCUCUGGAUCGAAAGCCUGCAGAACUCAGUACCUUGAAUGACGGCUACCAGAUCCGCAUCUGAGACUCAUUCUCCUGGUGUCCGCGACUCCCUACCCCCAUCCCACCCUCUCCUGUCCAUGGUGCUUCUUUCAUGCACUCUGACCCCCCCCCCCCCCCCCAGUCCGCCUCACAAACCCUCAAAGGGGAUAUCUAUUUAACAUACAUUGUGUAUAUCAUAUUCAUAAAGUAUUUAUAGGGUUUUACCAGCCUCAUCUAAAAGGGUGAAGAUGAUGACAUUAUGCUCAGUGCUAAACUGGAGGUUGACAUCCAGUACGUUGACAUCAUAAGUAUUUCAACAUUGCUCUACUCCCGAAGGACAGUAUGCCUUCUGUAUACACAUCUAUUAUGUUUUGAAUAAAGGACUUAUGUCUAAGUAGCAGACAUCAUAUCAAGAUCUCUCAUGCCUUUAGGGAAGUACAUACUGUAUGUGAGGGUGCUCUACAUUGUUUUAUGUAAAAAGGAGAUCAACAGUUACACUUCAGUCACAUUGACAAUGUGAAGCGAGCUUUAAAAGCUGUGAAUUUGAUGCUGACAUCAUGUAAAAAAAGAUCAAAUAGUGUGACAUAUCUAUUUUUUCAAGCCCUUCAUAAAAUGUAAAGAUUCUUUAGAUUGAAUAGUUGUUGUUUUGCCUAAGUCUGUAAAGAAUGUUGAGUAGUUAUGCGCUGGGCUGAGCUGCAGCUCAGUGUGAUGAUUAGAAGUGAAUGAGAGAGAGAGAGAGAGAGAGGUACUGUAGGCCUGAGGUGAGGGGAACCCAGAGGGGCCAAAGGCCAAAGCAGUCAAGCAGAGAGCCUGCUGAGUACUGCGGCAAACCCCAGCCUUGACUGACUCCCUGUUAGCUCUGGGUUAGAUUACCCCCUCUGUCUCUGUCGGCCCGCCCUCCUCUAUCACAGAUACAGCAUAAACCAGGGCUCUCCAACCCUGUUCCUGGAAAGCUACCCUCCUGUAGGUUUUCGCUCCAACGCCAGUUGUAACUAACCUGAUUCAACUUAUCAACCAGCUAAUGAUUAGAAUCAGGUGCGCUAGAAUAGGGUUGGAGUGAAAACCUACAGGACGGUGGCUCUCCCGGAACAGGGUUGGGGAUCCCUGGUAAAGAUCAAUUCAAGUUUUAAGCAAUUGUUCUUGUAAAGAAAUCAAAGCUGGUGACAAUGAUGCUUUGGAGCUUAGCCAGAACAUGACCUUUUAUUCCAAAAAUAAUUUGACAGUGACGUUGGUUUGAAUCUAGCCUAUGCGGAGUCGCCCUAAAACGCUAACAUCCCGUUUUCAGGGAUACAGUAUUUUCAACCUAACUUCUGUCUCCGCUCAGGCGGCUUUCCACGCCCGUUACGUUAAGUUCGGAUCAAUCAAAUGUCAACACUUUUAUGCCUCGCUAUACAGUUGUAUGCAAAAACAUAUGUUUGAUAAUGUCAUGUAGUUCCUAACUAGAGGCCUUUCUUGAAGUUAAGAAUGCAAACACUGAACUGAACACUGCAAGACGGACAUAUCAAUCAAAUCGAAGCUCCUCAUUUGCCUUCUUAACUGCCUGGACGCAUUGUCAAAGUUGUUCGGAAUGUUUUUUAUCGUAUUCAAAAAUCAUCAUCAGAUAUGCAGGAGGGUGCCAACUGAACAAUAUCAGAUUUUGUAGCAUUUGGUUAAAGAAGCUAUGCACAUCAAACAGAUAAUGAUAGAUAACCGUAUGUCUUCCUCAAUCCAAAAAGUUUCUAGAUUGCAGCAGAAUUGAAAUCCAGUCUUGUUAUAUUGAAUUUUGAACAAUAUCAGUGCAGUGAUGUUUCAUAUGAUCCUUUUUGAUUCGUGUAGAUUGGUGCUGCUAGUCUGACAGUAUACCAUUAAGGCCAACAUCAUUGGUACCAGCCGUCUGAAAGACUACUCUAAGCACAAAACAGCCAGCUUAAUAUUUGACUUUGGUUUUACAAUCAUGCAGAAGCACAAUGCGCUUCUUUUUUACACAAUACAAUCCUUUGUCUAAUCUAUGUAGGCUAGGUUUAACACUCUUAUUGUUAAAAACUGCCGUAAUAAAGACUUACCGGGAGAAAAGACAGUUUUCACUGCUGCAAAUCUGAGAACUGAAAGGUAGUACUUGAAAGUCAUGUAGCUUAAAUUGAUUUCUUACUCUUAGCCGUUUAGUUUUGAGCUAAAUCAUGUUAUGGAUGAGUUCCAUUGGUGAUUCUUUGCUGUUUCUUGAACAAAUAUAUUACUCAGUACAGUGUUUAAUCAUGCAGUUUAUUGUUGUUUUGAUGUGGUGGAAACACAUAAAACACAUUGUUUUGAUGAUGAUGAUGAUGUAGCAUUCUUUGGACAAUGUGUGAUUUUAAAGAAGGACACUCCACAUUGUAGCAGUAUCAAUUUUCAAAGGCCUUGCUUUGUUAACAAGUUGAACACUAAGUAGGCUUGAAACGUUACAUACCAUCCAACGGGAUACGGUUGAAGAAAAAUGGUACCACUCCUCAUGAUGACUGUAGAUGGGUUUUUUAGCGAUUUUGUAUUUUCCAAAUGGUGGUUUAAAAAAAAAUAUAUAAGAAUCAAGUUAUCUGAAUAACUGCCUAAUAUGAGUAACCUGAAAACAGCUGCCACCACUAUAAUGUACCACCACCUACUGCAUUCAGUGGAUGAUAACUUGAAAGGCAAUGUUGUUGGGGCUAAUCGCUACUGAAUAUUUAGCUGUUUUCUAAGCAUGACGUGGAACUCUACUUAACCUUUGUGUUUACAGCUGUAACGCAGCUUUUAGAUGAGACUGUAUUAAAGUGCAUUCCAUGAGGGGUGUUCUCUUGGCCUCUUCUCAUAAAUGGGAAUGUAAGUGACUCUGGGUGUUAGUGUUCUCUCUAUACUAAUGCCGCUAGAGCUACCAGUUGGCUGGUAAUGUUGUCAUAUCUUUCUGGAAAGGGCUGAUUUAUGUCCCAUUGGCUGAAGUGGAAGAAGAUAAGUAUUGAUGGUAGAUCAACAGCAGAACUAAUGGAAGCAUUUCUUAAGCCCCGUUUAUACCUGGUUCUAACAUGCGUCCUUUGUCCUAAUUGUGUCCACAUCCUGAUUGUGCCCACAUUUGUAGACCGGUGUAUACAAUCAAAAGACACAUUAUGAUCGGAUUGUGUGGGCACAAUUAGAAUGUGGGCAAGAUCAGGACCAAGGAUGCAUGUUUAGCGCCAGGUAUGAACGAGGCUUCAAAAGCCCUGAUGUGGCUAACAGAUCUCACUAUUCUCUUGAAAUGAGCCUUCAGAAUCUGUCCCUGUUGUUUUUACAUGUAUGAUGAUGACAAAGUGUUAUUUUUGCAUUACCACUGGUGGAAGAUGAUGUCCUCCCAACUCCUACUGUCACAAUGAUCAGUUGACAAUGUUUUUUUAAUCAACUGUAGCAUGUUAUAAUAAAAAAUGAUUUAUCUUUUUAA
Molecule: messenger RNA, 5087 nt
Organism: Oncorhynchus kisutch (coho salmon)
Lineage: Eukaryota; Metazoa; Chordata; Actinopteri; Salmoniformes; Salmonidae
Product: tubulinyl-Tyr carboxypeptidase 2
Exons: 7
Coding region: 624-1733 (369 amino acids)
Biological process (GO): regulation of angiogenesis
Cellular component (GO): cytoplasm
Source: RefSeq, a predicted model, not a curated record